Messenger RNA from Betta splendens (Siamese fighting fish), 3795 nucleotides. RefSeq names its product A disintegrin and metalloproteinase with thrombospondin motifs 8. NCBI's taxonomy places the organism in Eukaryota, Metazoa, Chordata, Actinopteri, Anabantiformes, Osphronemidae. The transcript has 9 exons. Gene Ontology annotation, molecular function: metalloendopeptidase activity; zinc ion binding. The record is from RefSeq and is a predicted model, not a curated record. Gene Ontology annotation, biological process: proteolysis; extracellular matrix organization. The coding region runs from base 524 to 3397 and encodes 957 amino acids.
UUGACGUUGUUUGUGGGGAGGUGGCGGGCGGUUGCUACUCGCACGUAGCUUCUAAAUAACUCGUGUAGCGGAUUUAAGCUUCUCAGAGUGGGAUGUAGAUGUCCUGCUGCCUCUCGCUGUAGCCCACCGAGUUAAUAAUAGGAGCACGGGUGUCGAUCUAUUUUAAAAGGGGGUGUCGUCCUAUUCUCGUUGGAUCCGUUUUAUCCGCGCGUUUCUCACGAGGUAUGUGUGGGAGGAGAAUUUCCAGUAACGGCGUAUAUCAAAAAUAAACCUCCUUCAUACGAAGAGAAGAGCAGAAAGCAUAAAUAGGGUCGUAAUGUCCAGACUGCAGCUGUACUGGUGAGUGUAAUAACAAGAAUCGUCUUAGUUGGGGACGAGAGCCUUUGUUUUAGUGAAAUUAGUAAGGAUUAGUUAGAAUGUCCUCCUACUUUUAAUUUGAAGAGGUCGUCUAUUUUGAGAAGAUACUGCAACUCAGCCGAGAUAAAGCGCACGUUUUAAUCCAGUCUCCAUUUUCACCAACUGAAUGCUGGCUGUUCUACGAAAGAUGUAUGCCACUGUGCGUUUGAUGGUUUUAUCACUGUUUGUUUGGAACGCGGCAGUUCUUGUCCCCUUUGAAUCAGAAGACAUUGUACCUGUUCGGAUAAAUCUUAAAACGAGCAACCGCUUCUGGAAAAGAAGCGAGGAACCGCCGAGAUUUGUCCUCACUGCAUUUGGCAAGGACAUGACUUUAAAUCUUAUACCAGACACCAGCUUCAUCGCUCCUUCCUUUACCAUACAACGCAUAAAAUCCAGAGAUGUUGAUGCUUUACGCAGAGCUAAAGACGUCAAGAAAGUCUUUGACGCUGAUUUUCAGGCAGCUGUGAGCCAGACAGAAGACAGCGAGGAACAACCAAUACGCUGUUUUUAUUCUGGAAAUGUAGAUAACGAUCAAAACUCGGUUGUGUCUGUCAGUUUGUGUUCUGGCAUUUUCGGCUCUUUCAUGACGGAAGGGAAAGAAUAUUUUAUCAAACCCAAAGUUAGCGGUGACGUGGGUCCACACUCUUACAAGCAGAUGCAUGUCCUCAAGCGGAGGAUAUUCACCGAAAGCCCUGGUGUCUCCUAUGAUCAGACGACGGAGAAGCGCUUAUUGGAAAAGCACGUUGAGGAAAGUUUUACGCACAGCCACGGUGACGCACAGAGGGAUCCUCGCCGCAGACGCUUUGUUUCCGCGCCACGCUUCAUAGAGACACUGGUGGUAGCAGACUCAACAAUGACCCAGUUUUAUGGAGAUGAUGAAAUAAAGCUCUACAUUCUGACCCUGAUAUCAAUGGCUGCUCAGUUUUAUAAGCAUCCCAGCAUAAAGAAUGCAGUGAACAUUGUGGUGAUGAAGAUGUUGAUAGUGGAGGAUGAGGAGGUUGGCCCAGAAGUUUCUAGCAAUGGAGAUGUGGCUUUAAGGAAUUUUUGCUCCUGGCAGCAGCUCUUCAAUCCAACGAGCCAGAGGCACCCAGAGCACUAUGAUACUGCCAUGCUCUUCACUAGAGAGGACAUCUGUGGACAAAAGAGCUGCGAAACGUUGGGUGUGGCUGAUGUUGGGACAAUGUGUGACCCCAAGAGAAGUUGUUCAGUCAUUGAGGACAAUGGCCUGCAGGCUGCCUUUACAGCUGUACAUGAGCUUGGUCAUGUGCUGAGUAUGCCUCAUGAUGACUCCAAGACAUGUGAGAGGCUGUUUGGAGAUUUAGGAGGACACUACCUGAUGGCUCCUGUGUUUGUCAGCCUCAACAAGACAGAGCCUUGGUCUCCCUGCAGCGCUCUCUAUAUCACAGAGUUUUUUGACAAUGGGCAUGGGGACUGUUUAUUAGAUGUCCCAGAAAGGUCCUUGCCAUUGCCAAAGGAGCUACCAGGUGUCAAGUACAGCUUGGACCAACAGUGCCAGCAAAUCUUUGGAGAAGAUUUCCUACACUGCCCCAACAUGUCAGACAGUGAUGUUUGCAGCCAGCUUUGGUGCCAGGAGGACGGGACUUCACAGUGCUCCACUAAAAAUGGCAACUUACCCUGGGCUGAUGGCACACCAUGUGACAUCACUGGCACCUGUCGCCAUGGAACCUGCAUGUUAAUGGAAAAGAUGAUGAAGCCACUGAUAGUGGUGGACGGUGGCUGGAGCUUUUGGGGACCAUGGCAACAGUGCUCCAAAACCUGUGGAGGGGGAGUGGAGUUUUCCUACAGAGAGUGUACUGACCCUGUACCUGAGAAUGGAGGAAAGUACUGUGAGGGUCAGAGGAUUCGGUACCAGUCCUGCAACUCUCAGCCGUGUGAUAACAACAAAGGAAAGAGUUUCAGAGAAGAGCAAUGUGAGAAGUACAACAGCCUGAAUUUCCUGGACUACAAUGGGAACAUGAAACAGUGGAUACCAAAAUAUGCUGGUGUUUCUCCCAGGGAUAGGUGUAAGCUGAUAUGUAGAGCCAGAGGAAGCAGUGAAUUUAAGGUUUUUGAAUCUAAGGUGACUGAUGGCACAACAUGUGGCCCUGACACCACAUCAGUGUGUGUUCGAGGCCAGUGUGUAAAAGCAGGGUGUGACCAGGUGAUUGGAUCUUUUAAAAAGGUGGACAAGUGUGGAGUUUGUGGGGGGAAUGGGGUCAACUGCCAAAAGAUUACAGGUUUUUACAACAAAGCAAUUUUUGGAUACAGUGACAUUAUUACAAUUCCAAUUGGUGCCACUAACAUUGAUAUCAAACAGCGGGGCCACAGAGGACUUAAACAUGAUGGCAACUACCUGGCCAUUAAAAAAGACUGCGGUGGCUACGUAUUGAAUGGGAACUUUUCUAUAUCUACAGUAGAGCAGGACAUUUUUGUGCUGGGUGCUGUGCUGAAAUACAGUGGGUCCUCUACCACUUUGGAGCGAAUCCAAAGCUUUGGGCAACUAAAGGAGGACAUCACCAUCCAAAUCCUGGCCACUGUGGGGGGUGUUAAUCCUCCAAAAGUCAAAUACACUUUUUUCAUCCCAAGAGAUGUGACAUUCAAUAAAUCCAAGGAAAACAAAGACUCAUCACAGAUUUUACAUAUGAUAUAUCCCUUUGGGGAGCCUGAAUGGGUAAUUGGAGAGUGGUCUGAAUGCUCCAAGAGCUGCAAUUCUGGAUGGUCCAGGAGGAGCAUUGAAUGCACAGACAAUGCAGGCUUUCUUUCCAGUCAGUGUGACAAAGAUCUGAAACCCAUGGAUAUCAGGCCUUGUGGGGAUCUACCAUGCCCUAUAUGGCAGAUGGGACCUUGGUCUUCCUGCUCACAAACUUGUGGCCAGGGAGAGCGUCGCCGCAGUGUGUUCUGCAUAGACUACACUGGCAUGACUGUCGAGCCAGAGAAGUGUGAUCCGAAAAAAAUCCCAGAGCCAGUCUCUGGAGAAUGUCUCAAUCAGGAGUGCUUAUGAAGAACAACAUAAGAAAAUUUUGCAACUCUGGGUGGAUUAUUUAACAGACAGGCCCAGAAAGUAAGUACCAAAAUGACUAGAAACAGACACAAAGUGACAACAAAGACAUUAAAGCAGGUAUGAAGUGUUUUAGAUAGGGCCUUGGUCUUGAUGCCUUUGAAAUUAAGUCCAAGGUAAGAGGGUCUGCAGAGUCUUCUGCCUACUUUAGCCAGAAAAGUACAUUGGAAUAAAACCGUAGAGACAGUUGUCUGAAAAUAUGUCUCCACGGACAGCUUAUGAGGAAUAGUGAAGCACAGUGAACUUUUCUAUUUUGGUCUGAAUGCAUUAUCAUUUUUGUGGAAAUAUUCUUAAAAAGAAAUCAACUGGAGAUCAUCAGUGAUAAACCAUCUCAAAGUUUA